Messenger RNA from Auanema sp. JU1783, 1608 nucleotides. The record is from the annotation of a GenBank genome assembly. NCBI's taxonomy places the organism in Eukaryota, Metazoa, Nematoda, Chromadorea, Rhabditida, Rhabditidae.
GUUUUAACCAAAACCAAAAAAAUCGUGUAUUUGUCUGCGUUUUUGACUGACGAGGAAGAAUUCACUGAAGUUUUUGAAAGUUUGAUAGAAAACAGAGGUUCUGAAGAUCCUUUCGAGGAUUCCACUGGUAACGAGUCAUCAUGUAACGAGAUAGAUGGUUCUUCUUUCUUUAGAAACCAGAAAUUGUGGGAUAUCGACGACGAUCGUUUGGACUGGUAUACCCAUGAAGAUCCUUACCCGAAUGAAAUGAGUCACGUUCCCGUAAAUUCGAGCAACAACAUUCCGUACAGAGAAACCUCAGUUCCAUCUGUGGGGAUACCAAGUGUUCCUAUCGCAGAAGAACUUCAUCAGAACCGUGUACCAAAUGUUCCGGAACCUACUAUGGUCCUUCCUCCCAUUUCUCCUGCUGGUUCAUCGCUUGCCGGAUUAAGCAAAGAACCCAGCGUAUCACCUAGCUUGAACAACUUUUGGCCUCCAUGUAAAAACAAUUCCGAUGCGAAAGACGAAAGUGCAGCUCUCGAGAGUUCUCGCUCGGUUUCACGCAGUAUGAAAUCUCUUUUAUUCUCCAAGCCCUCGGAAAAAAGUGUGAAUCAGCUUCUUAGUAAGAAAACUGCGGAGAAAAAAACAGAUCCGAGCUGUAACACAGUAACACCGACUAACCGGGAACCGGAAACUGAUAUAACAUAUGAUGAAAACGAAGAUUUGAGUUUCCGAGACGAGUCAUCCUUCUUGAAAAGUCCUUCUACGUUCAAUGAAGCAGUUGACGAGAAUAAUCUUGAUCGUUUGAACAACCAGCUCAGGGCGAUUUCUUGUGUUAUAAGAAAGGGUUAUCAGAACACCACCAAACAUCAGAUAGAAAACGAGAAGAGGCUUCUAGAUAAAGCACAAUCUGAACUCAGAGGAAGCUGUGCGGAGUUGCAGACAACUAGAACAGGUCAUGAAAUGACUUCUACUGUGAAACAGACCUCAGAAAGAUUAUCAGAUCACCUCAACUCAUCAAUCGAAUCACAUCAAACGCAGUCCUCAGAAAGCGCUUCACCUUUAAGAACCGAGAGAUCUGACCCAUCAGAAAGAAGUGAGAAUUGGGCAGUGCAAAGCACAACCUCCAACACUAGUAAGAAUUGGAAAGAGAAAAAAAGAGAAGACUUCCCUACUUCGAUGAAUCGUUACAAAACCAGCGAUGUCAACUCCGCCCGUUUCAUGGAAGAUAAAUACAAAAAUUUAACUAAACGAUUGAUUAAUGAGAAAUCAACGGAAUACGUGGAUCGAGCAUUUUGUAAAUUGGAUACCAUAGAAACAAGAACUAUAAGAUUAGUCUUGUAUUCUAUCGCUUCUGAUUCAGCAACGAGAUGUGCCGUGCGAGCGUUCUCGAGAGAUGUAGUUCUUCUCUUGAAUCACGUCGUAUAUAGUCCUGAAGAGCCUUUCUUUGUGUACGACCUCCAACGGACUGGUAUAAAUUUGAGAGAUAUCGAAGAUAAUGAGCCAUUCUCAUUGCUCACCUGCGUAGAGAGACAUGUAUUCGACGUUAUCAGAUUGGAACAGAGUUUAUGGAACUACAUCCUGCAAUCGCUCCAGUUCAUCCAAGAGCUGUCUCUUCCAUGCUGCUAG